Molecule: messenger RNA, 776 nt
Organism: Coregonus clupeaformis (lake whitefish)
Lineage: Eukaryota; Metazoa; Chordata; Actinopteri; Salmoniformes; Salmonidae
Product: probable gluconokinase
Exons: 5
Coding region: 89-640 (183 amino acids)
Cellular component (GO): cytoplasm
Molecular function (GO): gluconokinase activity
Source: RefSeq, a predicted model, not a curated record
CAACCUGCAGAGCUGUUUUCCUGUGCAGGAUCUACAUCGGAGCGUCUGGGCUUCGCCUGGGUAUCAGGCCAUACUGACACCCAGCGAAAUGAUAUAUGUUAUAAUGGGAGUGUCUGGCUGCGGAAAGACAACACUAGGGGCCUUCCUGUCACACAAGCUCGGGUGGCCGCUGCACGAGGGAGAUGACUUUCACCCGCGGGAAAACGUUGAGAAAAUGGCUCGCGGGGAGCCUCUGACAGACCAGGACAGACUGCCUUGGCUGCUGAAAUUGCAUGAUGUCAUUCAAAGGGAGAGGUCUUCAGGGGGCGAUGCCAUCGUGGUGUGUUCAGCUCUGAGGCGACUCUACAGGCAGGUUCUGCUGUUUGGCUCCGAGGCCCUGACCUCCAGCUCGGACCCAGCAGGCCUGCACAUGUGCUGCCUGCCCGGCGUCUGGUUCCUCUUCCUGUAUGGGACAUAUGAUCUGAUCCAUGCGAGGAUGGUGGCCCGGAGGGGACAUUUUAUGCAGCCUGGUCUCCUGCGCUCUCAGUUUGAUGUUCUGGAGCCACCGACGGAGGAGGAGAACGCGUUGCUGCUUGACAUUCGGAGGAGCACUGAUGACAUCUGCAGGGAGAUCCAGGAGCAUCUCCGCCAACUUUCAUAAUCAGAGAUUAUGUCUGGACUGUGAAAUCAAUGAUAACACACUGGACUGCACUGUGUGUGCUACAAAACAAUUACAUAUCAGACUUUUUUAUUAUUUAAUUUUGCAAAGCACAAUAAAUCUGUUUCUAAUUAUAUGA